GCAGGUCAGAUUGGUAUGUUCGUGCGCGUUCGCUCGCUCGUUGUACUUGCUUCUCGAUUCGCGCUUGCGCUCACGUUGCAUGUUUCUUCUCUUUCGGAAAAAUUUUUUCGGAGAAAUUACUUUUAAUUAUCAACAAUAGGACGGCGGAUGACCAUCAAUAUAUCGAUCUGGUGAACGCAACGAUCUCGAUCAAUCUGUCGCGAAUCUCAUUGCUUGGAUUCGUCGUUCACCUGUAUUAGCAAUAUUCUGAUCUACGUUUGCUUGCUGUGGAAAGUGCCGUUAGAGUAACCCUAGACUGAACCAUACACGAAUAAACGCUAACUUCGCUCGCAACAUUGCCCUACGUGAAAAUAAAGAAUUUCCAAUCUUGGUUGUCGUUAUUGUCGAUCAUUGACCCGAUUACGUGUGCCCUCACCGUUUCAACUUGGUUGAAAUGUUCUGCGCACGAUCAUCGAGAGAAGAAACGCAACGAAGCCGGAGAUGUAAGUUUCUGUUCGUGUGAGACGCAAGAAGAACGAUCGAAUUGAAACGCGCCAAUGAGCUAUGAUAUCCGUCCUUGAAGAUUCAAGCACGUUCGGCAUGGGAUGCGUUGCAACUCUUUCGGCCGGCUAGUCACGAAGUAAUAACCUCGAUACUUGUAUGAUAUUGUUGUGGCGCUUCGAGGAAGAUAACACUGCAAGAAAGAGAGAAGGGGGAGAGGGGAGAGAAAGAGAGAGAGAGAGAGAGAGAGAAAGAAGAAGAGAGAGAGAGAGAGAGUGGGAGGGAGGGGGGAGGGGUCGGCGCGUUCUUUAAUGGAUGAUCCUGGUUGCAUUCUGUCGGCUGCAAGUCGUCGUAUGCGAGGAAAACGAGAUUCGAGAGAAGGAAGAGAGACCUUGAAAUCCUUUGGCUGUUGCGAGGGUUUUAUGGUCAUAUGAGAAGGUGCACUAGAACAUUCUUGGGCUUUUCGAAAUGGUUCGGCAAUAUCUGUUGUUCGCUCUGCUCGUUUCGACGCGUUCAGAAUGAUGGAUUAAAGUCAGUGAGCGACACGUUGUGUGGUGAGAUUGAUGCAAGAUUAAUCUCUCGGUGAUAUGUAUCUAAAUGCAUCAGUGAAUUGUUCUGAAUAGCGCAGAGAAACUGAAAUAUGAAUGAAUAGAGACGACAGUGUAUUGGUGAUAGUGGUAAAAAAUCAGAGAUGUCGCGAAUUUCAAACCGCAUCGCCACGAUCGGCGCGACCGUCGCUAUCAUAUUGCUCGUGAUACUACUGAUAGUCUUGUGGUCGGACGUGCGUAAUGUGGAUAAAAUCGAGAAUCUCAGUCAAAUGCGGAAGAAUUUAUCAAUUAAUAACAAUAUUGAUGAGACGCAACAAAGGCAGAUCAGCGGUUCGCGCGUUGCCACGACAGAUUUGAUUAUGUCGAUCGAAUCGAUUGAGCAGAAUUAUACAAACGAAGUGCUUUCCGAGAGUACACAAAAGAGUGCGAAGAACUCUAAUGAUACAUCAUCGAUCAAUGUAUUGUCAUAUACUAAAGACAAUCUGGAAUACAUCAAGCCGUUAAAAAUUAGUCAAAAUCAAUAUGAAGAUCCACCCGAGAAAUAUUCUACGGCAAAGAGGCAUCACAGUGGUCACUUUCGGCACACGUCGGCCGAAGUCUGGGAUCCUCAUCCGCAAUACGAAUUCACCGCCUUCGGCAGACGAUUUCGACUGCGAUUAGCACACGACGCUAGUUUCGUAUCUCCUGACAUAAAAGUGACACACAUGAGCGAGAACGUAACAAGCCGGGAAAAAGCCGAUCAUCACUUAGGCUGUUUCUACAGCGGUUCAGUCGACGGUGAUCUAAAUUCCGCUGUCAGUGUCAGUCUUUGUCAUGGAAUGACUGGUCAUAUGAAGACAUCAAUGGGAAAUUAUUUUAUUAAACCUACUGAACAAUGGCGUGAAGGUGACAAAGACUCCCUUGGAUCAUCACUGCAGCACGCAAUCUACCGUGUAUCUUCGCCAUCGUCCAAUCUGAAUAAUGAUUCUAACUUCGGAGAUCAAGUUAAGAAUCGCAACUGCGGUGUGAUAGAUUACGAUCUGGACGACACUUCCUCGCUAUUGAUGGGCAAUAAUUCGGCGCAUAAAAUUUACGUCGGUUCGCGAGAGCGUAGAUCAUUAACAAGAAAAAUCAUGUCGUCGGAACAGUUUUUCAAAAAGGAGGACAAAGAAUACGAACGGUUAAUCGAGCAAAGCGGACAUCAGGAUUUUUUUCAAGGAAUGGACAAUGAUGAAAGACAUUAUGGCAUAAAUGGAAGGACGAUAGAACGUGAAAGCUAUCAAAACGAGGAUUACGUACAGGACUCAGAGAUGGAUGCAAAUCCCUUCGUGACGUGGAGACCGCGGCGAGCUUUACCACGUGAAUACUUCAUCGAGGUAAUGGUAGUAGCCGAUAAGAAGAUGGUGGAGUAUCACGGCAACAGUUUGAUCAGCUACAUUCUUGUAUUGAUGAGCACGGUUUCACGAAUUUACAAGGACCAAUCUAUUGGCAAUCCAGUCAGCAUAGCUGUGAUGAAGAUCAUCAAAAUUAACGAGGUAUUUGGUGUCAAACAUAGUGGAAGCGACGGGAUUGCAGCAGCCGAAAUGUUGAAGCAAUUCUGCCAAUGGCAGAAGCGCAACAAUCCAGACGAGCCCUCCCCAGAACAUCAUGACGUCGCGCUUCUUUUAACUAGAGAAAAUUUGUGUCACAAUCCGCGUCAAAAGCGUUGUGACACUUUGGGUCUGGCCGAGCUGGGUAGAAUGUGCUCACCAGGAUCUUCAUGCGCAAUUGUGCAGGAUAAUGGAUUAGCCGCAGCGUUUACCAUUGCGCACGAAAUUGGUCACGUACUCAACAUGCCGCAUGACGACGAUGCCAAAUGCACAGGUUUCAGGAAUCGUUCCGGUGUGCACAAUAUAAUGUCUCGCAUGCUGGAUGAUAACACUUUUCCCUGGGAAUGGUCCAGGUGUUCCCGACACUACGUCACCGAGUUUCUGGAAGCCGGAUAUGCCAAUUGCUUGUUAGAUGAACCACACAAAAUGAUGGAGAGACAAGACGGUCGACUGCCUGGCGAGGAUUACUCGGAGAACAAGCAGUGUGAACUUGUUUUCGGGCAAGGAUCCAGGAUCUGUCCUCACAUGGUGAGUGAUGUGUGUAAGAGACUAUGGUGCACUGCGCCAUUGUGGGAUCAGCAUCAACAGUGUCACACUCAGCACAUGCCCUGGGCCGACGGCACGGCAUGUGGCGUCGACAAGUGGUGUCAUCGUGGGGAAUGCGUCUCACGCCGAAACCUUGAGCCAGUGCACGGUCAAUGGGGUGAAUGGGGACGUUACGGCGAAUGCUCGCGCACCUGCGGUGGCGGCAUCAAGAAGAAGUACCGUGAGUGCGACAAUCCACCACCUAGGAACGGUGGCAAUUACUGUAUCGGUGAACGCGUCAAGUACCGCAGUUGUGGCGUCAAGGAAUGCCCGCCAGAUAACCCGGAUUUUAGAGAAAAACAGUGUUCAGAAUUCGACAACAACAACUUCAACAUUCAAAAUCUUGCAACUGAUGUUAAGUGGCACGCAAAAUAUACCAGAAUACUGUCGCAGGAUCGUUGCAAAUUGUACUGCCAAGUGGAGAGCAAUCAGUAUUACAUGCUGCGCGAUAAAGUAAUCGACGGCACACCUUGUGGCCCCGACACUUUCCACAUAUGUGUUAACGGUCACUGCAAACCGGCUGGAUGCGAUCAUGCCUUGAACUCAACGGCUGAACUGGACACCUGCGGAGUCUGUAGAGGCGACAAUUCUACCUGUCAAAGGAUUGCGGGUUCCUACAAUGCUAGCAUGUACGGUUAUACAAAAGUGGCUAAAAUCCCCGCUGGAAGCAGCUACAUCGAUAUCAGACAACAUGGAUGGCUGGAGUCUCACAAUGACAGUAAUUACCUUGCGUUACGAAUUGAAGAAAAUGGUGAAUACAUCUUAAACGGCAACUUUAUGGUGAUGCACCGUAAAGUGAUCGUGCAUCCGGGCAUAACUAUUGAAUACAGCGGACCGGAUUUGGUCGUAGAACGUCUGAACAGUUCUCGGCCCACUGCAAUUGAUUUAAUUUUAGAGGUAUUGUCCGUAGGGAAUGUGUACCCACCACAGAUCACGUACGAGUAUACCGUACCGAAAAAAAUCUUGGACAACUAUACAUGGCUGCUCAGUGACUGGUCAGCAUGUAAUCGAAUGUGCCAGGGUAUGAAAUAUCGUAAGGCCAAAUGUAGAAGCACUGAGUACAACGACAUAGUGCCCGACGAUUAUUGUAAAGUCGAGAAAAAGCCGAAGGAAGAGAGCGAGAUAUGCAACGCGCAUUGCAUGCUCCAGUGGCAAGUGACAUCCGUUUCCGAAUGUUCGAGUUACUGCGGGCCUGGCAUACAAACCAUUACCUCGCGAUGCAUUCAGAUCGUGUUAGAUUCGUUACAUCCACCACGGUCAAUACCGGCACACGCAUGCUUGCAUAUUGAAAAACCGAAUGAGCAUCAAGCAUGCGAAGGCCCGUGCGAUUAUGCUCAUUGGAGUUACAGCGAAUGGAAUACCUGUAGUGUUUCGUGCGGCGGCGGUGUGCAAUUAAGAAGCGCAAUAUGCGUUGAUUCAAACGAGCGACCUGUACGAGAUGAAAAUUGCGCCCGACAGGAAAAGCAUCUCAAGAAAAUAUGUAGUCAAGAGGCGUGUCCAAAGUGGGAUUUGGGAGAAUGGAGUCAUUGUUCCGUGACGUGCGGCAUGGGAAAACGGCACAAGGCUUUCUGGUGCCAAGUCGAAAAUCGCGUAGUAUCGCGCUUCUUCUGCAACGGUACGCCGACUGGGACAACGGAGGUCUGUGAUGCUGGUCCUUGUCAUCAGUGGCAUGCCGGCGACUGGAGUCCGUGCUCUGUGACGUGCGGCGAAGGAACAAUCCGAAGAAAAGUUGUUUGCAAAAAUGCCGAUGGCACGACGAGCAACGAAUGCCCCAUUUCCGAAAAACCAAAGGAUUUAGCUACGUGUACAUUGAAAUCAUGCCCCAGUAUCGUGAACUUGCCGUCGACAACGUAUUCAUCCAAUUCUCCGCGUGAAGAUUCCUUUCAACAAGACAACGAAAUUGACAGUAACGGCAUUACGUUCCACUCACGUUACAAAUGGCAUGUGGGAUCUUACGGAGAGUGCUCACAAAAAUGCAAUACCGGAUACAAAAGCAGGAUAGUGAAGUGUAUCUCAUCGGGAACAGGACUGUUUGCGCCAGAUUAUUACUGCGACUUCCAUCAACAACCAGUAGUUAGGAUUACGUGCAAUCGUCAUUCGUGUCCAACUUGGAAAAUCGGCAACUGGAGCGAGUGCAACGUGGAUUGCGGCAGUGGCAUCCAGCAUCGCCAAGUUCGUUGCAAAAGUCAUCACGGUGAAAUUCUACCAGAUAAGGAAUGUAUCGACGAACGACCGAAAUAUACGCAAAGAUGUCAGAGAGAAUCUUGCAAGAGCAAUUUCAGCAGUGAAAAUAAUUUGGAAUCGAACAUUGUCCGAAAAUGGAAAAUAUCCAACUGGACUCCUUGUUCAAAAUCGUGUGGCACCGGGAUUCAGACGCGAAGAGUGGAGUGUACAAUGAGAAGAGGCAGUCAUGGGCCGGAAAUACCUGUCAAGGACGAACAGUGUUCGAGAUUGAAAUCGCGCAAACCGAAAUUACAGAGAUUGUGCCAACACGUUGCUUGCGAUUAUAUCUGGCAGGAAGGCACCUGGUCGGAGUGUUCGGCAGAAUGUGGAGAAGGAAUACAACAUCGUACAGUCACUUGCCACCGAGUAAAUCACUACGGAUGGAUCGAUCCCACCCCAACUGAAGGCUGUCCAAUAGAUCAAAGGCCGAUCGAGGAACAGAUUUGUAAACUACGCGAAUGUAAUGACGAACAUUAUUGGACUGCUGGCUCUUGGAGAAAAUGUACUCAUCCAUGUGGACGUAAAGGUAGACAAAUCCGUAAACUUUAUUGUCACGAUGCAGUUGGCAUAAAAGUUGCACGAUCUCACUGUUCAACUGAGUACAAGCCUCAACGGAAGCGCAAGUGUAAUCAAAGGAGAUGCGGUCCGGUUAGUUGUCUUGAAAUUAGAAGACGACUAAAAACUAGCACAGACGGUGAAUAUCGGUUGUUAAUUGGCGGAAGAAAUAUGACGAUUUAUUGUCACGGAAUGUCGAGCAUUGAACCGCGGGAAUACCUAACACUGCCAGCAGGUGAUAAUGAGAAUUAUGCGGAGAUUUACGACAAGAGGUUAAAAAAUCCACAUGUGUGCCCGUUCCAUGGUCAGAGGAAUGAUAGUUGCAACUGCGUAUCCGACUUGGGAACAGUAUCUGGCAAAACAAUGUUUAAGAGAGUACGCAUUGAUCCUGCUAGAUUACAUAUUAUAGCAAACGAUUAUACAUUUUCAUGGACAAAGGGUAUGAAGCGUGUGGAGUAUGGCAAAGCUGGUGAUUGCUACAGUCUUACCAAAUGUCCGCAAGGUAGUUUUAGUAUCGAUUUAAGAGGAACGGCCUUGAGAUUAUCACCAGAAGUUACAUGGAUUACAGAAACUACAAGCGCUUCUAUUGUGAUCAACGAAAUUAGCAGCCAGCGAAUCAUCGGUAAAUGCGGCGGCUAUUGUGGUUUCUGCAAACCGAAGACGGGCCUAAAAUUGGACGUAUUACCUCCCUAGUCACAGCUACUUUUUGCAUUACAUAUAAUUUGUUUUAUUUGCGUUGCAAUCCGACGAAGAAUUUCCAGAAUUAUGUAUGCGCUCGAGAGUAUUUUUUAGCAGACAGACCCCAAUUUAUUUUCUAAAUCGUUGAUUAUAAGAAUUAUUUUUUUUAAACAUGUUGGAAUUGAUUUUAUUUACUAAAAAUUGUCUUAAAAAUUAUAAGAAAACUUUUGUAUUAAAAGAUAGCAUAAAUUUAUGUCCCUUUACUCAAAGCAGCAGAAUUAUGCUUUCCAUCUCGUAGAAAGUUAAAUGUUUUUCAAUAAAAUUUUAUUUUAAAUCUUUCCUCCCCCCUCUCUUUCUCUCUCUCUCUCUAAUAUGUAUACACACCGGGAAAUAAAGUGGGGUUUACUGCAACUGCUGUAUAUAUAGAGUGUUUUAAACACUUUUCCGACUAUUUUUUAUGAGAUUAUUUGGCUAAUUUAAAGUGAAUUUUUUCUUAAUGGAGAUUUUGUAACAUCGAUAGUUUUACGUUAAGUGACUAAUGAUUUAAAAACGUUUAUAUAUUAAGUUUUAGCAAUGCAAAAUGGAUAAUUAAAAAAAGAUAUUUAUAAUUGAGUAUUCAAACAUUUAAAUUUAAAGUUCAUGAAAUGAUGACAUUCAAUUAAAUUUUUGUUAGAAAAAUGAGGAUUUUAAUUUGAUUAAAAAACACACCAAUAUCAGUAUAACUCAAAAAUUCUUGAAACGUAUCAAAAAUUAAAUUUGAAAAAGAACUUACUUUUCUUGUGCACAACGUAGUCUUUUCACCAAUUAAUGUAUGCUGUAUAAUGCUUAUAUCGCUGUACAAUGCUUAUACAUCGAAGUAUAUCAUUUUUGUGAAAAGUUUGUUUGGAAAGCUUUAUAACUAUAUUAUAUAGAAACAAGAACAGAAAUUCCAGGACACCCUGUAUACGUACAUGUAUUAAAUUAGGACGAAUCAUAUAGAGAUAUAGAGUUUAUAUCAUUAUCUAUCUUGACUAGUGCUGCCAAUACGGAUAUAUAUAUUUAGAUGUUUCAGAUACUUUACUUAAUUGUCCGGACAUUUCUUGACAUAAAUCGAAGAGCGAUUAUAGCGUUUGCAAAUAUGCCAUUGAAAAUGUUACUCAGCUAAAUUGUACUGAUUCUUAAUAAGUUAAUUAUAUUGAUUCUUAUUGGGUUGAACCAAAAGUUUGUUUGGAUUUUGUUUAGAUUCAUUGAUGAGCAUUGAUCCUAAUAUUCUGAAACACUUUGUAUACCUAUAUACGUAUAUCCAUACUUUUGUAAUAUUUGGUCUACGGAAUACGUUGUGAGGAAGAAAAGACAUUUGUACACGGUACAAUUGCCGGGAACAGAAAGAGCAUUAUAUUCGUGCUUUUAUCAUACAUAAGUGUAGCACCUAAAAUAACUAAUUGAUCUUCCUGAUAGAGAGUAUGAGCGGUGCAGUGCGUAAUUCAAAUAAACUAAAAAGUACAUUUUCAUUCCCUAGCACAUACCUAUAUCCACAUUUCCAUAUACAAUGUUUAUUUAAGGAAUGAUUAUUAUUUUUUUCCAUCUCUAUGUUGCGUACGUAAGUUUCCUUAGGUUGUAUAAAAAUUUGAAACAGAGGAUUUUAUUACAUAUCUUACACCGCGUGAUGUUUCAUUAAUUUUAAUAACUUGUAUAUCCAUAUACUUAGCUUUGACAUUUCUUUUCUUUUAAAUUUCUGAUAACAAUUUCUUGUGUUUGAAUCAUUUUCCAACAGCUUUGAGUCAUUCAUUGACAGAAUUAAAAUAAUCCGAACAAACUUUAUUCUACCCGAUAAUAUUUAUGCGAUUUUAUUGUACAAAUUAGAUUUACGGAUUAUCAUAAGAUAUACAUAAAUAAUCUAAAAAUUUUGAUAACAGUAUUUAUCUAAUUACCCAAGAAACAUUCAAAUUGGUUAUUUGAAUUCUUUGACUUCUUUUCACAAAAGAUGCAACAUAUAUUCAAGAUUGUUGAAUAUUUAAAAAACCAUUUUUUUAUUAGGAUAUUAUUUAUGAUUCUUUUGACAUCGAUAAAAUAUAUAUCGAUAUAAAUAUAAUUUACGCAGAUUGCGCUUAUCAAUAUACUCGGAUAUGGAAAAAAAUUAGGUUUAUAUUACUGGCAGCACUAAUCUAGACAUAUGACGCACGACUAUGUGAGCCGUGGUAUUAUACCACCGAUUUACUUUAAAUUCGUUUAGUCUUAAUAGUGAUAAUCUAUGAAAAAAAAAAA
Molecule: messenger RNA, 8881 nt
Organism: Linepithema humile (Argentine ant)
Lineage: Eukaryota; Metazoa; Arthropoda; Insecta; Hymenoptera; Formicidae
Gene: AdamTS-A
Product: ADAM metallopeptidase with thrombospondin type 1 motif A
Biological process (GO): proteolysis; extracellular matrix organization
Cellular component (GO): extracellular matrix
Molecular function (GO): metalloendopeptidase activity; zinc ion binding
Source: RefSeq, a predicted model, not a curated record